This is a messenger RNA of Salvia miltiorrhiza (redroot sage), 2446 nucleotides long. RefSeq names its product ABC transporter G family member STR2-like. Gene Ontology annotation, cellular component: membrane. NCBI's taxonomy places the organism in Eukaryota, Viridiplantae, Streptophyta, Magnoliopsida, Lamiales, Lamiaceae. The record is from RefSeq and is a predicted model, not a curated record. The transcript is spliced from 3 exons. Bases 272 to 2383 code for a protein of 703 amino acids. Gene Ontology annotation, molecular function: ATP binding; ABC-type transporter activity; ATP hydrolysis activity.
CACACUAAUUGAUGACGAUAAAAUUGGAAUAAAGGGAGCUGCUUCUCGAUUGAAACAAUGAUGCAUAAUCUGUCAGGUAGCAGCAAUGCUUUAAUAUUUGAGAUGGCGAGGAAAGGAAGAGCAGUUUCGGCAAUGACAAGCAGCAUAAAUCCAAGCAAUAAAGCAGUUAUGGACGACAACAUCACAAUGCAGCAAGAGGUUGCUUAGGAAAUACCUCCUCCCCUUCCUUUUAUACUCCCGCUGCAUGGGAUAAAAUCUGCAUUCAUUCCCGAUGAAGAACGGAGACGGCCGUCGUCCCGACAUGGUGAUCGACAUCGGGAAGCCGGUGAAGCUCACGGGGGGCCUCGAGUUCUCCGCCCUCACCUACACGGUCAUCAAGAAGGCCAAGGAUCUCAACGGCCGGUGGCAGAAGAAGGAGGUCGAUUUGCUGCACCACAUCACUGGCUACGCCCCAAAAGGCUGCAUCACCGCCGUCAUGGGCCCCAGCGGCGCCGGCAAGUCCACCUUCCUCGACGCUCUCGCCGGCAGAAUCGCCAGCGGGAGCUUGAUGGGGAGGGUGUCCUUGGACGGCGCCGACGUCAGCCCUAGCUUGAUCAAGCGCACCUCCGCUUACAUCAUGCAGGAAGAUCGCCUCUUUCCCAUGCUCACCGUUUACGAGACGCUCAUGUUCGCCGCCGAUUUCCGCCUCGGCUCCAUUUCCAGAGACGACAAGAGGCAGCGCGUCGAGAAUUUGAUCCAACAGCUCGGUUUAUCCUCUUCGAGGAAUACCUACAUCGGCGACGAAGGGACGAGGGGGGUCUCCGGCGGGGAGCGACGGCGCGUGUCGAUCGGAGUGGACAUCAUCCACGGACCGUCCCUGCUGUUCCUGGACGAGCCGACUUCGGGGCUGGACUCGACGAGCGCGCACAGCGUGAUCGAGAAGGUGCUGGACAUAGCUCGAUCGGGAAGCACCGUGAUUCUCACGAUUCACCAGCCGUCGUCGCGGAUUCAGCUGUUGUUGGACCACAUGAUCAUCCUGGCUCGAGGCCAGCUGGUGUACCAGGGCCCGCCUAAAGAUGUGGCGCUCCAUCUCCACCGCAUGAGCCGUCAGCUGCCCAAGGGCGAAAACGCCAUCGAGUACUUCAUCGAUGUGGUGCAGGAGUAUGACCAAUCUGCCUUUGGAGUCGAGGCCAUGGCGGAGUUCGCUCUCACCGGAGUUAAGCCGCCGCCACUGGCCGAGGACCACGCGCCGCCGCCCCUUGAGGGUCACGGAAAAAGGACUAACAAACGCCUUCCUUUGCAGACAGGAACUAAAGAUAGUUUUGACCACAGUGUGAGAAGCCCAUGGAAUAAUACGUCCAGAUCAUGGAGUACUAGCCAAUCAAUGAUCUAUACACCCACAAGAAAUUAUACAGAUAGAAAUCGAGCCAGCGCAUCUCCCGGCGGAUACUACACGAGCUCGAGCGACAUCGUGCGCGGCACACCAACGCCGCACAGCAGCGACUACACCGUGAACGAAGACGACUACAUAACUCACAGCAGCAUCCACGGCGAGGGCGGCGGGGGCUACUACCUCGGCCCCAAGUUCGCGAACUCGUUCAUCCCGGAGAUGUGGAUACUGAUGCGGCGCAACUUCACCAGCAUCCGGCGCACGCCGGAGCUGUUCCUCUCCCGGCUGGUGGUCCUGACGGUGAUGGGGAUCAUGAUGGGCACCAUGUUCUUGAAACCGAAGGACGACCCGCAGGGGAUCACCAACCGCCUCAGCUUCUUCAUCUUCACCGUCUGCCUCUUCUUCUUCUCCUCCAACGACGCCGUCCCGGCCUUCAUCCAGGAGCGCUUCAUCUUCGUGCGGGAGACCUCCCACAACGCGUACCGCGCCUCCUCCUACACCCUGGCGGGGCUCAUCACCUACCUCCCCUUCCUGGCCCUGCAGGCCGCCGUCUACGCCGCCAUCGUGUGGUUCCCGCUCCAGCUCCAAGGCCAGUUCGCCUACUUCCUCCUCGUGCUCUACAUGUCGCUGCUCUCCACCAACUCCUUCGUGGUGUUCGUGAGCUCCGUGGUGCCCAACUACAUCCUGGGAUACGCGGCCGUGAUCGCCUUCACGGCGCUCUUCUUCCUCUUCUGCGGCUACUUCCUGGACAGCAAGGACAUCCCGGGAUACUGGAAGUGGAUGCACUACGUCUCCACCAUGACUUACCCCUACGAGGGACUCAUCAUGAACGAAUACCGGACCUCCGAUAAGUUCGGCGGGAUUUCCGGCGAUACCAUCUUGAAAUCGCUGGGGAUUGAUAUCGGCAACAAUUUGAAGUGGCAGAAGCUGUAUUGGAUGGCGGGCUGGGCUGUUGUUUAUAGGCUGCUUUUCUAUAUUGUUUUGCGUUUCUUUUCUAAGAACCAAAGAUCUUAACACACUGGAUCCACUAGAUGUUAGUUUCGUUCAUCAUCUUCAAACAUACAUGUAUUCUUAAAU